UCUUCUUCUUCCCUCCUCCGGUCAGCGUCCCUGUUGACCGCUCAGCGCCACCCCCGUCGCAACGGAACGGGCUUCUCUUUCUCUCUCCUCCCUCCGCGCUUCCACGCAGGCCACGACGACCCCGUCCUCCGUCUCCUUCCUAUAUAUAACUCCUCUCCCCGGCCUCCCUCGCCAUUACGGACACGGACCCCCCCCGCAGCGGCCAGCGCUCCCCUCCUUUCUCUCCCUCCUCACCCAAGAACUGCAACCGCGCACGGCUCGCCACGAGGAGCCCCGCGUACGGGGGGCGACGCCGCAUCCGGACAGGAUAGGCAGGCAUGAGGACGAGGCGGGGCGCGUGCUACUCCUGCCACGCGGCGGCGGGCGACGGCCCUGAGGCGCACCGCCGGAAGAGGCGCCGGACGGCAGCGGCCGAGGGGUCGCCGCCGCCGGCGGCCGGCGGCUGCGGCAUGUUCGAGGAGCUGCCUGACGAUCUCGUCGUGUCGAUACUGCGCGAUGUCGCGGCGUCCGCAGGCUCGCCGGCCGACCUCGCCGGCGCCAUGCUCACGUGCAAGAGGUUCAGGGAGCUCGGGCAGAGCAAGGUGGUGCUAGCGCGGGCCUCGCCGCGGUGCCUCGCCGUGCGCGCCGAGGCCUGGUCGGACGACGCGCACCGCUUCCUGCAGCGCUGCGCGGACGCCGGCAACCUGGAAGCCUGCUACCUUCUUGGCAUGAUCCGGUUCUACUGCCUGGGGAGCCGCGGGCCCGGCGCGGCGCUGAUGGCGGCGGCGGCGGUGGGCGGGCACCGUGAGGCGCUCUACUCGCUGGCCGUGAUCCAGUUCAACGGCAGCGGCGGCGGCAAGGACGACCGCGACCUCCGCGCGGGCGCCGCGCUGUGCGCGCGCGCGGCGUCGCUGGGCCACGUGGACGCGCUCCGCGAGCUCGGGCACUGCCUCCAGGAUGGCUACGGCGUGCGCCGCUCCGUGCUGGACGGCCGCCGCCUCCUCAUCCAGGCCAACGCCCGCGAGCUCGCCGCCGCGGUCGCCGCCUCGUCGGCGCCGCCCCCGGCCCGCGCCGGGCCCGGCAGCAACGGCGGCAAGGGGGCCCCGCGGCGGCACUCGUGCCUCCUGAGCGACUUCGGGUGCCGCGCCGCGGCCGCGGCGGGGGAGGCGCACGCGGCGAACCGGUUCCUGGUGGACUGGUUCGCGACGCGGCCGCUCGCCCAGGCGGCGGCGGCGGCGGUCUCGCCGGAGGACGAGGGCGGCGCGCUGCGGCUGUGCUCGCAGGCGCUGUGCGGGCGGCCCGAAACGCGGCGGCACGAGUUCCGGCGGUGCUCGGUGUGCGGCGUGGUGAACUACUGCUCGCGCGCGUGCCAGGCGCUGCACUGGAAGAUGGCGCACAAGGCGGAGUGCGCGCCCAUGGACCGGUGGCUCGACGCCGCGGCGCACCCCGACGCCAACGCCAACGCCAACGCCAACGCGGCGGCCCCGGCACCGUGACGCGCCCUGUGCUGGCGUCGUCCGUCCGUUUCCGGUCACUCUUGUUAGCACUAGCAGCGCCAGUUUUUACUGCUCCGGCCGGCCGGCCGUUCAUUUCUUUUUCUUUUUUUGUCGCUGUCGUUUUUUUUGCCCACUCCCUCCUCCUCCUGUAACCUGUACAUGAUGGUGGUUGGCUCGCUGAGGUAACAUUAUGGCGAAGCGGUGGUUUCACAGA
Molecule: messenger RNA, 1689 nt
Organism: Panicum virgatum (switchgrass)
Lineage: Eukaryota; Viridiplantae; Streptophyta; Magnoliopsida; Poales; Poaceae
Product: F-box protein At1g67340-like
Exons: 3
Coding region: 318-1475 (385 amino acids)
Molecular function (GO): protein binding
Source: RefSeq, a predicted model, not a curated record